Strongylus vulgaris is the source of this 537-nucleotide messenger RNA. Lineage: Eukaryota; Metazoa; Nematoda; Chromadorea; Rhabditida; Strongylidae. The record is from the annotation of a GenBank genome assembly.
AUGUUGAAAGAACUGAAAGAAGUAGAGAAGCGAAUCAAGCGGAAGAAGACUCAGUUCAUGAAGACGCUUUCCGCAAGGUAUAUCACUGAAGCGAAGAAGAUGUUGAAAGAACUGAACGAAGUAGGGUUGCGAAUCAACUGGAGGAAGACUUGGUUCAUGAAGAACGCUUAUUGCAAGGACCAGGGAAUGGAAUUACAAAGCUUUCCCAUCGCAGAGGCAUCUUCUUUUGGGCGUUCGAUGAACAUGGAAAACGAUUUGAAAAGGAACGAAACAAGAGGUAAAGCAGCUUGGUGCGCUUUCGAGCUCCUAAAGGAAGCCACAAACCGACUAAAGGACCCAAUGCUCCGAGCCCUCCUAUUCCAUUCCGCCGCUCUCCCUGCGCUCUGUUCCGCGCCAGAAACGCAGCAUGACACAGUGGCUACUUCGGCUCUUCAGACAACUCAUAGAGUGUUGGAACAGUCUUCUAAAGCAAAACCGACGCGCUCAACAUAUGUCGGACAUUGCAGUUCAGAUAUGAGAACAUGUUUGUCUUCGUGA